CUUCUACUUCAAUCUGAUCACCUGGUGACGCUGAACACUUACUUGGGCAGCUACCCUACCUACAGCACCCAGGCAUUAAUUGAUCGAUUGCAUCCUACUUUGAACUUACCCACCCCAAACAAUAUCGGCACGCCGGAGCUUUUAUAAGCCAUCGAAUCUCUCCACCGACACCCCGCGACCAUCGCAACCCGUGCUCUGUCGCUCGCCCGUCUGCCCCGACAACAACACGGCGCACCCAUCAGUCACAUCAUUUGUGACCUGACCCUCGACUACUUCGAUCUCCGGCCGGAUACUCUAAAGCACCCGCAAACGAACGCCGUAUCUCUUGUUGCCUCUGGCCAUGCUUGAGGAUUUUCUGCUGGUCUGACGACCCAGAGCAACACCACCACCCUGAAGCAACAGCCAUGUCGUUGAUUCCAUACCACCCGCGAGAAGGUCGCGAGAUAGUCCUCCGCCAUCGUAACGCCAUCGUCGUCCGCGAUCCCUCCUCCCAACGACUCGAGAUUCGAGGCCUGUCCGAGUGUCCGACUUGCCGCCAGCCUUUGCGAUCAUCCUCCCCAGAGCGCCAGUUUGACAGCACUCGCCAUCAUGAGUCUUUCGUCGACCCCAAUUACUUCCGCAUGCUGCGAGCCGGCGGCCACGGUGCUCGCGUCGAUCACCCUCCGUCCAGUCCCAUCCGCCGAUUUGUACAACCAAGCUUACCCCAUCCGCAAGCUGCGGUCAUAGACGAGACCGAGGAUGCCGAGUUUAUUUCGAGCACGCCAGCCGUUCAGGAGGGUAGCCGCAUUCGCCGUGAGGCCUUCAGCCCCAAUUACUUCAAAACUUUCUUUGUCGAGGAGAAGGAGCUUGGCCGUGGGGGUAAGGGCGUGGUGCUGCUCGUCCGCCAUGAAAUUGACGGCUGCCAUCUCGGUCACUUUGCAUGUAAGCGAGUGCCCGUUGGCGACGAUCAUGCAUGGCUCGAAAAAGUGCUCGUCGAAGUUGAGUUGCUCGCCAAGCUAUCACAUCCGAACCUGGUCUCUUACCGCCACGUUUGGCUUGAAGAUGUCACAUUGACUCGGUUCGGCCCCAGUGUAGCAUGCGCCUUCAUCCUGCAACAAUAUUGUAAUGGCGGCGAUUUGCUUCAGUACAUCAUUGGCGACCAACCGAAGGAGUCCACCAAGGAGCAGCUUAAAGCGCAGAUGCGCCGCAAGUCCAAGGGUCAGCUCGAACUUCCCCGCGACCAGUUCAAUUCACAAAGACUGUUGUCUUUUGAGGAAAUAUUCUCCCUCUUCAAAGACAUCACCUCUGGACUGGCGUAUCUUCACGCUGCCAGCUAUAUUCACCGUGACCUCAAGCCAAGCAAUUGUCUUCUACAUCGUGAAGGCAACGGGCUGCUCUGUAUGAUCAGUGACUUCGGCGAGGUUCAGUCGGAGAACAUGGUCCGCAAGUCAACUGGAUCGACCGGAACAAUCUCCUACUGCGCCCCAGAGGUUUUGAAGAAAGACUCAACUGGGCGCUACGCCAACUUCACCACAAAGUCCGAUAUUUUCUCUCUCGGAAUGAUUCUCUACUUUAUGUGCUUUGGUCGUUUGCCUUAUCGUAGCGCCAAUACGAUCAACGAGGAACUAGAGGACAUCGAUGAGUUGCGCGCGGAAAUCACAGACUGGCAGGGAUUCCAAGACGAGCGUAGAGAGCGGCCAGACCUCCCAUCAAAGCUGUACCAGCUUCUCAAAAAGUUACUUGCCCUCGACCCUUUGCAACGCCCAAGCGCAAGCGAGGUUCUGGGCGCAAUGAAGACAGAGUCUAGUGUGGAUGGUAUCCCUCGAGGUAGGAGCUCAAGCCCGUCAAUGGGUAUCAAUGGGCGCCGGAUUCAGAGUCUGGACUCCCCAAUGCCCCCAAGCACCCCCGUGUCAGAUCCCCAUAAGCAAGCGAGGUAUCCAUCGUCUCAAGAAGGUUACAACAUUCCUAGUAGGGCAGCUGAUGCCGAUUCUUCACGAGCCGGCUCUCAGAAACAGUCGGACUCUGGCUCACCGAGGCUUCGACCUCAGGCCCAGGCAAUGGUUUCCUCGCGCAGUCAAGACAGUUUCAUCCGUCUAUCCCCCGAACGGGAAGAGAGCGUGGAUUCCAGCAAAGACGAGCCCCUGAACUCGCCGCCCCUGUUGAUGCCGCCUCCCGCCACGCCUUUCGAAGCCUUGCGGCACAAGCUCAUGAUAGGAAGAAUGCGAGCUAGUCAGAUCGUGCGCUACAACGCCAAUCCUCUCCUCGCAGUCCUCCGGCUCGGCUUUUUCCUGAGCAAGAUGCUCAGUUUGACGCGCCCUUGUUGGCCAUUCAUGGUUAGUCCAAACAUUGCAGCACCUCUGGUGAUGCUGGCUGCGCUCGACCUUGGCCUUGCCAGCGCCGGUACGAGGCCGCUCACUCCAUAUGGGCGGGAGACAAGUAGACGUAUGCCCAAUGGUCUACCCUGGGCCUGGGGCCUGCGAGGGAGUGUCGUUCUGGUCGUUCUGCACCUGAUUGUUCUCUGGUUUGGCCGUCACUGGAACUCUCUGUGCACAAGGGGACCCAACACAUGGCAUCUGUCAUGAUUUAAGUUCAUAAGAUCGGAUGCAUUGGCAAGAUUUUGAGAAGUUCGAACACGAACCACAAGGCGACUCCUACAUUGACUGAACAUGCCACCGACUUUAAGCACCCGGUUGGAUCCCAAUUGUCUUCAGGGAUGGCCGAUGAGUGUCGGUCACAAAAACGUGUGAUGGAUGGCAUUAUGAACGUUGCUUUACGUCUCGGGCGGGUUUCUAUUCUAGUAGCAUUAGCUAACGAUUCUGCUUUCAUCGGCCGACCCCCUUAUCUAAGGGUGCAUUCGGCUGGGUAUUAUUCAAUCUGCAGGUCGUGUCAGGUAGGCAGUAGGGCUGUAGCAUUCUCCGGUUUCAAUGUGCCGUCCUGCCCGGGGAUCAAUGGAGCUGUGUUCUGCGGCUAUGAGAUGACCGUCACGCGUAGUAGUAAUCAGACGCUGUCCUGGUCCGAAUCUGAGGCCGUGUGUUCUUCUCCGCGAUCAUCCCGCUUCACCCCGCAAAGGACGCGCGCGAUUUUUCCACCGAUACAGCCUAGCUCAUACCAAUGGAGGCUUAUGACAGUAGAUUGGUCGUCCGCAAGCAGGAUCGGAGAACGGCAGAUAUCACUGUCUCAUCCCAUAAUGUUCCAUUACAUUCCGCC
This is a messenger RNA of Colletotrichum destructivum, 3186 nucleotides long. Its product is annotated as Putative serine/threonine-protein kinase, active. The record is from RefSeq and is a predicted model, not a curated record. Gene Ontology annotation, cellular component: cytoplasm; cytosol; nucleus. NCBI's taxonomy places the organism in Eukaryota, Fungi, Ascomycota, Sordariomycetes, Glomerellales, Glomerellaceae. The transcript is spliced from 5 exons. Gene Ontology annotation, molecular function: eukaryotic translation initiation factor 2alpha kinase activity; ATP binding. Bases 405 to 2561 code for a protein of 718 amino acids. Gene Ontology annotation, biological process: protein phosphorylation.